UUUCAGUCGAAUGACAAUAUGCGCAAACGGUUACAGUUGCAUCACCCUUCGCAUCUUCUCUUUCGUUAGACGCUGAAUCAGUAAUGAUUUUACGAGAAGAAUAUGAAGCCCACGAUGUUGCUGGGUUGCUGAAAGAAUAUUUUCGUGAAUUGCCUGAUCCGUUGAUGACUGAAGAUGCUUAUGCACACUUCAUCACUGCGAGUACGUCAACUUUCUCAGCUUUCAGACAGUAUUAGUCCUGCGUGUGAUGACUUUUUGGCAGACAAACGGAAUAUAUUUUUAACUUGAUUUAUAGUUUCAUUAAAAGCAAUGCCCAUGUUACGGGGCUAAAAUAAUACAGUAUAUUAUUUGCACCGUUGACGAUCCGGGUGUACCUAAUUGUUUCCGUCAAACAAAACAAUAGACCUUAUGCAUAAUGAUGUCACAAGACUUGAUCCCGGAGGAAUUCUGGUCUUAGUAGUCAUCGCCCGGUAAAAUUAAACAAUUCAAAAUGGCCACUAUCGAAAUUUUCCCGGGCGAUGACUACUAAGACCAGCAUUCCUCUUGGGCAUCAAGCCUUGUGACGUCAUUAUGCAUAACGUCUAUUGUUGUAGUUAUUUCAGCAUACAAUUUUCCAAUUUCUUUUCUGAUAUAGGUUUAACGCCUGACCAUGAUGACAAGCUACAUAUGUACAAAAAUAGUCUUGGUCGUUUACCUGAAGUGAACCGAACUACAUUGAAGGCUGUAAUUAAUCACUUAGUGAGGUGACUAUACAGUGGCGACGCCCAGAGGGAGGGGGGGGGGGGGGCUGCCCCCAGUUUGUCAGAAUAAGUUUUAGAUUCGUUCAAUUCCAAUGAAUGGAACGCAUUGGGGGACACAUGCAUGUUGAAAGGUGAUUUAUUAAGACCUAUACAUGUUUUCUCCAAGUGCCUCCACAAUGCAGGGAAUGCCGUUAUAUCGUUUAUUUUCUAUGACAAGCUGGAUGAUUUUAUAUUGCUAUAGUAUGCGACUAGACUUGUUCCAAGGCGACCUCCACUGUUAAAGCCCAUUUCCACUCGAAAAGAAAAUUUUGUAAAAUGUGAUUGGCCGACACAAAUUUUCCAAAAAAAAUUUUGAAGUUGAAAAUUUUUAACUUAAUUUUAACAAUGAUAUUUUGUUAAAAUUUUCUGUCCAUGGAAAAUUUUCUUGAGGGGAAAUGGGCCUUUAUAUUUUCCUUAAGGCCCUGUUACACGGUGCAAUUUUUCAUGCAACUUGUCUCGUAAUGUUUAAAAAAGAUUUUGAUAAUGCAUUGCAAGAGGUGUUACACGCUGCAAUGAUUUUCAUGCAACUCGCAACGAUAGUGGACAGAGGCAUGCGAAAAGACUAGGAAGAGGCGCUAUUUGGCGCCAAGUUUUAAUUAAAGUAAAGCGUGAACUGGGGAGAGCCAAUAGGAACUCUCCAAGCUAUAAACAUUGCGAGACAAGUUGCACGAAGCCAUGUUACACGCUGCAAUGCUAAAAAUAAUUAGUGCAAUCGUUGCCAAAAGUAGAACCGACUUCUAUUCUGUGCAAUGCUUCAUGCAACUUGUCUCGCAAAGAUUUUGACAAUUGCAAGGCAUGUUAAACGGUGCAAUGACUCGUGCAACUUGUCUCGCAACGCCAUUGCGAGACAAGUUGCAGGAAAAAUUGCACCGUGUAACAGCCUAACAGGGCCUUUACUCUUUUGUAAAGUACUUCGAUGAUUCCGUCGGUUCGAAGUAAAGACAAAGGACUUUGCGAAAGUCUAGUAUGUUACCUAAAAUUGUAUUUUUAAACUCUUUGACUAAUUGAAGUCAUGUUAUAUUUUUAUAGAGUUUCCUCGAAGUCACAACAAAAUAAAAUGAAAGUGAAAAAUAUAUCGCUAAUUUUUGGACCAACGCUGAUGUCAAACAAACACGUGAGUAUACUUAUGAUGAAUCUAAAGACAUAUUUAUUCAAUAAGAAAUUUCGAAAUUUUUUAAUUUAAUUACAUGGUGAAGAAUAUGUUCGAUUCGUUAAACUCAAGACUUCAUCAGACCAAUUAAAAGAUUAUCAUCUUACAUUUUGAUAUACAGUGUAAUUUAAUAUGGUUAAAACUAGGGGUUACUAUCGCAAGGAAAGUGUUGCUUUGGAUCCACAGGCGAAUACUAAUAUAUCGGAAAACUAAAUGCAAAAUUCUUUUCAUUUAGCUUAAAAUAGUUUACAUUUACAUGUACCCGUCAGGGCCGCCGAGAGGGGAUGGGGAGCAGGGGGCAAAUUGGCCCGGGCCCCCACCUUAAUAGGGUCCCAACUUGAGAGCAAGAGCCUAAAAUUGAGUAGGUUCUUUAAAUUGGUCAGAUAAUUUUUGGAAUUGAGGGCCUCUUACAGUACCUCCACAUGCAGUCUACUAGUUAAAGUCUAGCUGCAGGGUCUAGCUUAAAAAUAAUGAUUUCAUGUGUUUGCCCCGGGCCUCGCGAAUUCUCUCGGCGGCCCUGGUACCCGUACAAAGAAACACUGUAUGUAUAUAUGAUUUAUUUCGUUGCAAAAAUUGAGAUUACAACACUUCAAAAACUGACUGUACAAAAACUAUUUCAAGUUUACAAACUAACAUAUUCAACAUAUACAAAUUAAAAGAAGAGAACGAAGAAGAGAACGAAGAAAGAGACAUGUAGACUAAAUGCACAAAAUACAAACAUACAAUACACGCACGGUAGAGGUAAACAGACACAUAGACAGAAAUUUAACGAUGAACAUAAAAGUACACGAGCACAGAAACAGGCAGGCACGCAAUUUGAAUGAACAUGCCCUGUGGCAGGGGCAAUUGCGCACCAAAUCACGCACCAUGUCGUGAAAGAAAUAGGAUUGGAAAACGUGUCAAGAUGGACUUCUUUACAUAGAACGUUUCAGGGUUUGACAAUACGAUCUUAAAGAUAGAGGAUUGAAAAGUACAUGUAGUUGCACAGAGGAGUUUGAAGGACAACACUAACAACCUGACUAAGUUGUGUACGACUAUGUUCAACAAAAGAAACAUGAAUCAUAACUGUUUAUGUUAAUGUCAAUAUAGGGUCAUUCUAUUUAAUACCCCCCCCCCCCCAUGGAUAAGGUUAGUAAAAUGUUAACCCCUAAGAAAAAAAGGAUCAAAGUACCGACAGAAACGACUUUGUAGUCACCCUUCAGAAAAAUCCAUCCAUAGGGGGAUGGGGGUGGACAUUAAAUGGAAUGGCCCAUAGUCAUAAAGUGUCUUGCCCGAAACUUUGAUCUUUGACGUAACAGAGGGGUAGAAGUUCCAAUGUCAAUCUCUCUUUAUAUGUCAUUUCUCAACAAUUAUCCAUUUCUGUCCAUAUUUUUUUGAAGUAACAAUCCAUAGAAUAUUUCGAGCUGUCAGGAGGGCACGACUUGUUGGUGUAUAAAUCAGUACAUAAAUUCCAAUGACUUUGUGCCUGUGUAUGCCUCAAUGGGUUCCACCACAAUGGGCCAUAGUCACAUUUUACUACUAAGGUUCCAAUGACCAGAUGUUAUCUGAAGUAACAUAAUUUGGAAUGGAAUUUGAAUAGACACGCUAUAUAUACACAGUUCACUGGAUAUUAUAUAGUUCACUGACACUGGGAUUGAGUAGAUACUUCAGAAUGAUUGAAUGAAUAUUAGCCUCCUCCGCAGGCAUCUCACCCGACGAAUCGGGUGGUGGGAAUUUUUUUCCAAACCCAUUCGCAGGCUAGAACCCAUAGAGAGGCCUGCGGAGGAGGCUACCUCGAAACAUGUAACUCUCUGAUAGCUCUCCGAAAAAGGACUCAAACUCUCAAAGGAGUUCGGGAAGCAUCGAUAAAAAAGAACCGCACCCCCUACUUUUUAUAAUAAACUUCGCAUACUAAAAUACCCCCGUUUUGAAAAUCCGGACAAAUUCAAUUUCUCAAAGUCGAGAUUGGACAUUACCGUAUUUACUCGUUUGAGCGCCGCCCCCGAAUAAGCGCCGCAUUUGAGAUCAAAUUUUUUUAAAGAGCGCCGCCCCCGAAUGAGCGCCGCACUAAACAGUGUAAAAACUUUCCACCGUCAAAAUGGAGACAUUUAGUGACAAAUACAUUAAAAACUUGUUUAUUUUAUUGUUAAAAGUUCUUCUUAUAAUACACAAAUAAAAGUUUUUUUAAAGAGCGCCGCCCCCGAUUGAGCGCCGCCUCCGAAUGAGCGCCGCAUCUGAAGCUCUGAAAAUUUAAAGAGCGCCGCGGCGCUCAAACGAGUAAAUACGGUACUUGACAUUACAUAACUCGGCCAAAGACACUGGGCACGAGUGAAUGUGAAGAACUUGAUGUUACGUUAUUUAUGAAUGUACAUCAAGUUGUAAGUAAAGAGUUUGAAUUUCUUCUUAAACGUUUGUUGUAGGACGAUUUGCAUCAUUUUUUAUUAAUUAUUGAUUAUCGACUGAUAUAAUUUUGUCUUAUUUGUUCAAGAUGGGUGAGAUGGACUCGGCUACAAUCAACCAAGAAUUUACCGUAAUUGGUGAUUUUAUUACAUAUUACAAAUGGCUAUUUGAUGUGAGUAGUUGUUGCGUUACUAUAAAUUAUAUGAUCUAUUUCCAGCCUACAAUUUUAAAUUAUCAAACCGCAAUAAAUGAACAACUGUUGCGCGUAAAUGCUACCGUUAGCGCGUGCGUUCCCAUUUCUUGAUCAAUCAGUUUUCAGCGUUCCCAUUUCUUGAUCAAUCAGUUUUCAUCCUAGGUUGGUGAUGAUGAGAUCUUAAAAAAUCAGGUAUGCUUUAAUGAUUGGAAUGUAUUAUUCUUCAAACAUUUCACAUGUCGUAUUGAAGAAAUAAAUAAUCCCUGAGCGCGUUGGGCGAAAGCUUGUGGCGAGGUUACUAAUUCCACACUGGUAUUUACAUCCCGGUAUGUGUAAAGGAAAAUGUAGCGCAAUAUAAAGUCAUGUCCUUCAUUUUGGUCAUGGACGUUGGACGAUUUCCUUCGUUUUUUGACACGUUUUAUAACUUUAAUGCGCGUUCAAGCGGACACAACAAUGUUGGCCCAACAUCGUGCAUUUUAUAAAUGUUUUUGAUAAUUUGAUAAGAUUUAUCCAAAUUGAAAAUCUUUGCUUUAAAACAUUUGCGAAACUUGAAACAAUAUAAAACAGUGGCGGACACCUUGCGAAAUAUUGGGCGGGGCGGCGGAGCUUCUAAUUGCACAGUUAUUCAGCUAUCAUUCACAAGGUUUCACAGGCUUCCCCCACCCCCUCCCCUCCCCCUCUUAGUAUCCUGAUAUAAAACAUUAUUUGAAAAUGAUUAGUUGGUAUUGGGCCAACAAUGUUGAGUUCGUUUGACUUUGUAUAAUCAAAUUUAAAUUUGAUUUGAGGCUUUGUUUGAGAUUACAUCAAACUUAGACUUGAUCAAGUUGUAUCAAGCUUGUUAUCAAAUCGCAGCGUGAUGCCAAGAGCAGCGCAAUGUUAUGGUUAUACAUGCAGUGUAAUACGAUGGGUGCUUCCAAAAUGUAUAUGCAUACUGCACAAUAAGCAGUUUUUAUGCAGUAAUACGAAAAUAAAAACAAGAGCUUCAGUAAUUGAUUACUCUAUUUUUAACUAUUAUAGUGAACUGUUUAUUAUACAUAAUUUCAUUAUAAUGAAUUAUUAUUACUGACAAUUAUACCUUUUUCUUGGUGGUUAGAAAAUUGCAGAGGCCAUGAGUAAAAUGUUACAAUUAACUCAUUCAACUUCACAGGUAUGUUUGUACAGGUAACUGUGAAAUUCAUUAUUAUAGUCUAAGGCCCCGUGUUUACAUGAGACCGGGACGAAGUCAAACGGGAAUGAAAAUUGAAAUUGUCAACAUGUUUACAUGAUACGUAUACCGGCACGAAAAUCACAAAAUUUUCAAUUUAUUCCCCUUGCCAGGCAUUCUUCUUUUUUAGAUGGCUUUUGUUAGCAUGUGUUGUUCCAAUGUCAAGGUUUACAGCCGAGACCGGUCUGAAAUGUAUUUCUGUUUUCAUUCAUCCCGGUCUGAAGUCAGUCGGCUCGGUCCAGCAGGCAGAAUGACUUGAGACAAACAUCUAUUAUAAAUAAUAUUAUGACCGAAACGAAAUGGUCCCGGUUUGACUUCGUUCCGGUCUCAUAUAUAAACGGGGCCUAAUUGACAGCUUUGUACCCAAACAAAUUUCAAAAAUUGGGUCACUUGUACAGCCUUAAUAGCCAUGCAGAUUAAUGUAUUGAAUCGUGAAAAUACUUAUUAGUCAAAAGCACUGCUGCAGGUUGAUCUCUUCUAUACAACUUCGAGUUUGUGUGUAACUACAAUCCCAACCAAAAAUAUUGACACACUAGUAUUUACAUAUCACGUACAGUUCACCGCAAUACACUCUCAAACAAUCAGUGGUUAGUGUAUUGGACUGGCAGUUAGUUGCCAAUCUGCAUAUAAUUUACGUAUGUGGGAUAUUUUUAGUAAAUGUUAAACGAAUUAUUGAAUUUCAAUUGCGUACUACCGAUUUGAAACGUACCUUGAUGUUGUAGGUCGUACUAUACUACGUACUAUUAGUCACGAUUUUUAAUCACUUUUAUUCUUUAGAGUAUUAUCCGUGCAGACGUGAUCAGUGAUAUGACGUUGGACAUAUAUGCCUUAAGCACUGAAAAGGAGUGCUCGCGAAUUACCGUAAGUUGAACAGAUGCGCUGAGGUGCAAGAGAUUUACAAAUACCCCCCAAGUCAAAACCGAGAGGCAAAUCAAUUAUUUAAAUCACUUUAAAAUCACAACAAAUCACAUGAAAUAUUAUAAAACAAAAAUAUGCAAAAAAAAAACCACCAAAAAAUCAUAUAAUUUUUUGAUAUCGAUCUGGUACACUUUUAUAGGAGUGAUUUGCCCCUCUGUCAAAACCUACCAAUUAUUUUCUUUAUUAGAUGUAAUGAAUUGAUUAUGAACAGAUUUUUUUCUAUUGGCCAGGUGUUUUCAGACACAAAAGCUAGUAAAAUAUGUCAAGAAGUGCAAUCUAAAAGGGCAUUGGCUCCAGAUUUGAACUGGGCGUUGUUUCAAAAUGUAAAUGAAGAAAUCGGUAAGAUCCAAUGGUGUAAAAAUGCAGUAAUCCCAUUAAAUCUGUUAGUCAUAAUCUUCGUAAUACAAAAUAACCCUCGUGUUUUAUUGUUAGAACGACCAUUUCCUGCUACGGAGAAAGUGCUGGCCACAGUAAUUGAAACUGGGAAAUACAGUCAACUUAACAGGGGUAGCCGUUUGGUGGUGAAGGAAAACUACGUUCUACAAAAACUUCAAGCAUACGUAAGUGUAGUUUAUUUUAUUUUUGUUUUGUUUUAUUUUACAAUCUGAAAGAGCGUGUUAAUCAUACUUGCUCCAACCUCUUAAAAAAUCUACGUGAUCCAUAGUGAACCCCUUCAGCGUGAACCCCUUUAAAAGAUAUACGUGAUCGUGGGCGCGUGCAGCCGCGCGCUCAAACGCUGCAUCGUUUUGUGUAUAUUUGUAGCGUUUCCUUGGCUGUUUUGUAAAACAUAUUUUGCAAUUUGCUGUAUUAAGUGUUUGUUAUCAUUAUCAAGAAUAUUGGAUAAAUGUUCGUCGCUGUUGUAGAUUUGUGAGUGAAUUUUGUGGAUAUGUUUCGUUGUUUCGUUGGAUUUUUGUGUAUGCUUUUCGCUCGAGUUCGGCUUGCGUACGUCAGCAAACACCGCACGCGCAAGUGAUGACUUGUUAGAAAAAUGCGCGUGAGAAGUGGAACAAAAGCUAAAUUAACCAUUCGUAAUCAAAUUUUAUCAUAUCAUUAUUGUUUUAAAUACAUUAUUAUCUAUUUGAGAUAAGAUUCAGUAUAAGGUCUUGGUAGUCUACACUUGCAUCUCGAGUCUGUGAAAAACGGUCGAUGGAAUAUAUCACAUCAAAAAUAUGCCUGUAGCAAGUAUUGUUUGCCUUCUUCGAGAUCUUCUUCCUUCAUUUUGAAAAUAUAAUGUAUAUGAGCCCGCGAACAAACAAAGACAUUGGAUUGCGGUUGGGUAUCAAAAGUUGGUCUUCAAAAAAUAAGUUGUGUUUUCAACCAAUAAACUGGUGAUUUUCAAAAACAAUGUUAUUAUUUUAAUGAAAUGCAAAACAAAGUUAUUGUCUCAAAUAGAUAAUGUGUUUAAAAUAAGAAGUAAUAUGAUCCUCAAAAUAUGAUAUAGUGAAAUGCAAAAUUGAUUUUUGGUGGACAUGGGACACCAUAUCCCAAUUCUCCUAAUUAUACGGUUAUUAAUAAAUCAAUGUCUAUAAAUAUAUCGUAUAUAAUAUUCACAAUCAUGCUUUUUUAUAUAUUCUUAUUGCUAAUGAAACAGUCACUGCAAAAUGACACGUCAGUAAGUAUUGCUGGCUCAUAUCAAACAAUGAAAGAAGUAAAAAGAAAAGAAAAUUGGAAAAAAUUAUGUGUUAAACUCGAGAAAGGAAUACUGACAGUACAUAAGAACCUCAAGGUUAGUUAUUGCUUAAAUGUCUGCUUUAUACAUAGACAUAGUCAGAAGGAGUUGUGGGGUUUGCCUCUCCCCUUUUCGCGAAAUUCAGACCUGUACAAAGCAUAUACAGUACAUUUUUAUUAAGUUGUUGGGUAAAUUUCAUCUUGGAGUCGUUAUGCGUUAAGUGGUGAUCUGAAGUCCAUAAAAUCGCUCCAAAAAAUGCAGAAAAUGACAUUCCAGAGAUUUUCAAUGCUCCCGAGUCCGGGACGUCUCUUAUACAUUUUAUAGAGAGUGGAUGCUGUAGUGGACGUCUCUUAUACAUUUCAUAGCGAAUAAUUAUAAGCAGAGUAAAAGGGUACUUUCUAGUUUUCAUGACCUGACUUCGUCUUUGAGUCUAUAUCCUUAAUUUUUUCCUGAGAGGGUGAGAGUUAAUAAGAAUAGUAAAAAUUUUAUUCGUUUGAAAUCCAAAUUUUAUCACUGCACUCUCGUUACCUUUACUAGUUGAGAUUACUAGUUGAGAUUUUGCAUGUUGGAUGCAGAAAAACUAGCUCAUAACGGGACGGGGGUAGAUGAGUCACGCGAGUGCUUACAAUCACAGUGUAUCUGGACCCAAAGUGUGAGGAAAGAAAACGUCGAGUUAAUAUAUCUUGUUUUACUUCUGAUCCACAGAGCAAAGAUGAUAUUGAUAGUUGGCCUUUAUUGGAGACAACAUUAUAUAUUGGUGUGGAUAGGGACAAGAAACCGCUUACUGGGUAAGUUUUAACAACCUAAUGAAAUCUUCUGCCUAAUCAAUUAAAAAGAUAAUGAAGAAGACUUAAUUAUAUCUAUAAAAUUAGGGAAAGGUAUCCCAUGAAACCUUGGCCCCACCAGCAAAUAAAAUUGCAACCACCAUUCUAUGACAUUGUACCGUUAUUAGAAUAAUUAGGGAACUUUAGAUUCGCUACGGCUACGAAAUCUGGUACGACUAUAUACGAGAUUUUUCCGUUAAAUAUCUGCUACUACAGACUUUCUAUCGUCCUUUCUUUUGCAUACCACAUCUUUAUAGCAACAGUUGUGCCAAACCACUCACUAUUAUAAGUUUUUAGUAGCUGAUAUUUAAUGGAAAAAAUCUCGUAGUCGUACUAGAUUUCGUAGCCGUAGCGAAUCUAAAGUUCCCUAUUAUCCCCGAGCUGACGGUGCGAAGCGCCGUGGGAGGGUACUAAAUCCCACCGGCUAUUUACACCCGGGGAAACGAAAGCAUUAGCGAAGUCUAAAGUUCAUCAAUGAUCGCGGGCGUGGGUCACCAACGGUGUUGGAGUAUUGGGUGGGUGGUCAUCCUCACUGAUCUCAAAAAUGUGGCAGACUGUCAUGAAUAGCGGACACUGAUUGGUCCAAUUUAAAUUUGCAUUAUAACGACUGCAUGACGACAGCGAAAUAGCAAACAUUUCUUGAUUCGAUGAUUGAUAAAUUUCUUGCAAAUAUAUUUCAUUUUUGCAAGAUUUUGUAAAUUUCAAAAGCUUUCUCAGAAAAAAAGGGCGAAAGAAUCGGAAUUGCUUUAAAACCUGACGGCCUUUGCGUAUAUGAAACCAUAGGUAGCCCAACAAUCAGUGGUAUUAAUUCAUUUCUGUUCAAUAAAAUCAUACUACUACUUAGUCCCCGACUGCAUUGUUUACGCGCGUUCAGAUCAUGUACGUAUCCCUUACGUAUCCCUAUAGUAAUCUGACCGCGCGUAAACAAUGCAGUUGGGGACUAAGUAGUAGUAUGAUUUUAUUGAACAGAAAUGAAUUAAUACCACUGAUUGUUGGGCUACCUAUGAUGAAACAACUAAACAAGACAGCAUAUAAUUUCAGUGUAUCUUUAAUAUUGAUUCCAUUUUUUAUUAUAUUGAAUUUUUUAAAUAAAAAAACAAAGCAAAGUUAUUUGCAUGCGAGAAUUUGAAAUCAUUUUAUUGCAAACUCAAAGUUUAUCGAUGAAGCCAUUUAAUUAUUAAAGGCAGUUUAGUUUUAUAUUAAAAAACACUUUAAAACGUUUUGCGAAGCGUUUGUGGUUGAAUUUUACCUUAAAUUGAAGCUUAUAUUACGUAUAAUAACACACCUAACAUAUAUAUGUUGGGAAAUUGAUAAUUUUGUAAUUAAAAGUGAUAUUUUUAGGCGAUUUUUCAUUUGUAAGAAUAUUCUUAAAAAAUUAUCGCGUUACCAUGACAACUACUAUAGAUACUUCAUGUUCGGAAAAUACAAUGGUUUUGUCAGUAAGGCGAGGGUUUCUGCAUGCAUGUAUUUUCUAGUAUGUAUUCAUAAUAGCUGUCUGUAAAUUCUAUCUGUAUAUUUAUGUAAUAUAUUAUCUAUUGUAUUUCUGAUCUGGUAUACAGUAGGAAGGUUUGCAUCCGAUUGCUAUUUUUUUAUAAUUGACUACAGGGCGUUUAUAAGAUAUCUUAUAAACGCCCUGUUGACUAUCAGUCUGCCAUUGUUUUAUUAUAGAACUCCUAUCCGAUGCAUAUCUUUAUAUACUUGUGGACUCAAACAUGUGCCUGCAUGUCUCCCUAAACUAAUCGUGUUUUCCAUAGUAACCUUUACAUUUUCUUAUAUAGAUUUGGUUUCACAAUCGUUCGAGUAGCAAAAGAUGGCCAGUGUGUUUACAGGUAACAUAAAUUGAUAUAUCAUUGUAUAAUUUUGUUGUUUAAAUUAAUGGAGGAAGAACACUUUCAACUUUUAGUUUGUGUUAACAGUCAUGUCAAGGAGGUAACGAGCGAAUUCAUACAAUACCAAAGGGCUUCCUAUGAUCUUGAACAAGUUUGUUGAUAAGUUAAGAUUUUUCUUCCAUUGAAAUAUGUAUGCGUCAUCCUCCAUGCAUGGCUGGAGAAGUUGAAUGCAUGGAGCGACGCUACCUCCAUAUAGUAUAUAUGGAGCGAACUCCAAAACGUUGUUGAAUUAAGAAUUCAAGUGUUACUAACAGUAACUACAAAAAUCGUAUGAAAGCCGUAGAGCUACCUUUCUAAACCUGUACUGGCUAACAACUCCGAAUAUACUACGUAAGAGUUAGCUAUCUAAUUCUGGAGUUACUGUACUGGCUAACAACUCCAAAACUCGUGCUGAGCCAGUUAUCCAAGCCUGCAGGAGUUGCAUGCUACUACGGCAUAGACUAAUAUAGCUCCAUUCGAAGAUUUGCUGUACCUCCACAACAAUAAAAUCUUCAAGCAUGAUCCUCCAAAUGUUUGAUAUACUAUAUAUAGUGAGGAUAUGAAUCUAUAUAGUUCAUAAACAGGUUGGUAUACAUCCUUGGACAACUUCAAUAAAAUUGCGUCUAUACAAGUAUAAUCUUUUGUGGAAAGUAUGCAGUUCAAUCAUUCAAGCGAGUGCAUGUAAUACCGCGAAAUAAAGCGAUAGAAUGUCCAGCUUCGGACGAACUAAACAAAAGGGAAUUGCAGCCGUGAUAAAUUCACUCGUACGUCAUCAAACGUAUCCUAUCAUUAUAGAGUGGACGAAAUGCAUGUGUUUUCCCACGUGUGAGAAAAUUCAUUCGCAGCUCAGAUUGGCUUAUGUACAUUUUGAAGCGAGUUUUAGCAUGGCUAAAUCCAUUCGUAAAGCUCAGAAUUAUAAUAAAUUAAGAGACUAUAUGUAUUGUUUUUAAUAUCGUAGAUAUAUUUGCUUUGAAGAAGAAAGAGAGCAGUAUAGAUGGAUAAAUAUGUUUUUAAAAUUAAAGGUAAGCUAAAAGUCUGGUGAAAGAAAACAAAUUAUUAAUGAUCUCACGCAGGUGGAUCGAACACAAAUUGCGCAUUCCUAUACUCUUUUGACCACGAUUUUAACAAAUUUCUUAUUUCAGUAUCAAAUUUCAUGCACGAGUCAAAUAUUUCUUAUUUAGAAACAAAGUCUACAAUAAUUAUUGUACUUUAAAAUAAAUGAGCAGAGCUUAUAAUAAAAGGGUUUCGUACAAGUCUCAUGGGUGCAUGGCUUAAAGCUUAUACUCGAACGGCGUCAAAAUUUCUUCAGCCUUUAUAAACGCGCACACCACCUCAUGCUUUAUAUUACAUGAAGCCAUGCACUAUAUGUGCACUUAUAUACUUUGUCACUAUUUAUCCUAUUUUAGUAUUCAGGAGUAGAGGACCUCUGGACAGAUCCUUAUUUAGAUCCAAUUGGAUAUUACGCUGAAGCUCUGGUAAGAGUAAAGUAAAAUAAACAUGGCAUACAUAAAUCUAACUUAGUGGAAUCGUAUUGUUAUAUGUAGCUGCUCACUGACAGUAUAUCGAUCGCCAACUUUUCAUAUUAUUUUACUCAACCAAUUAUUAUUUUUUCUCAAAAAAAUAACGGACAGCGUAUAGCUAUACGGUCCGUUGAGGCUAAUUUCCACUCCGGAUAAUAAGCAGCGGAUCGGACCGGAUUGGAGGUUUUUCCGAUCCGGUCCGAUCCAGCAAGCGAUUUCCAGUAAAAGGACAAGUGGAAUGAUCGGAUCGGAAAAGGAAAAAAUGGAGCUCGUUCUAGUCUCACAAAUUACUAUUUCGCGCUUAUUUCAAAACGGCAGCGGCUCUGAACAAGCGUGUCCUUCAUCUGAUUUGUUUACGUCGUCGCCAGUAAAGGAGAAGCGAACAAGAAAAAUACAAAAAUUGGAUAAGAAAAAUUUUCCAGGAAAGACAAUGGAAAAGUAAAUACCACUUAUUGCUAGAAGAGUUAAAGCUACCAUGAAUAUUUUUUUAAGCAAUUUCGUAUGUUGCCAAGCAAAUUAAUUUAAAGAGCUGUUGUACUCUCCAAUUCUUGUAAAUUCUCCCUCGAAUUCUCCAAGAAAAAUAAGAAAACUCCUAAAUUAUCCUCCAUUUUGUAAAUUUUAUACAGGUAUUAUUCAAUUAUUUUAAUUUAUGUGAGAUAAUACGGCAUUUUGGUUGGUCGCCAGGUUUAAUCCGCGGACCGGACCAAAAAAAAGUUGAAAAUAUUUCAAACUUUUUAUUAUCCAGAUCAAUCGGAACCAAAAAUUUCUACUGAUGGCGCAUGCGCGAAUUUUGUUUUGAUCCGGAGUGGAAAUUAGCCUUUAAACUUUAAAGUCAUAUUUGUUAGUGUUCUUCGGAGGCCCUUUCAUUGAGCGAAUGAGCAGCUCAGCGGAAAGCACUGAUAUAAUUUGGAGUUAAUGAAUAAUGGAUCCAGCUGAGGUAUUUUAGUAACAGGGUGGUCAUGUCGCUGUCUGCGCCUCAACCCCAAUCCAUUAAAACCGCCAGCUAUGCGCAGGCUAUAUAUAGUUAUGGAAUGACCGAUAAUUAAUUUAAUAAUAAUGGGCUCCGUCCUUGGCUCGGGGAAUAUAUUGAAGAAUUAUACCAUGAGCUAGCUCGAGUCGUAUAUGAACUGAUGGCCGACGAGGUGCAUGCCACCGAGAUAUCUUCGAAGGAAUGAUUGUAAUGGUGACUAGUCAACUGGCAAUAAUUAGUAUAUAUUAUAUACAAAUAUGUAAAUUGUUGUGUAUACAUGUAUAUAAAAGCAAGUGUUGUGCAAUAUUUAAUGUAGUGUGUGAAUAAGGCUUUUUAACUAAACGGCUCGUGAUAUUUCGUAACAGUAUAUGAUAUCUGUUGGCCGUUUCUUUUCCGUAAUAAAGCCAUGAACUCACUAUUGACAGUACGUCUUUGUCGACUUUGAACGAAACAUAUUUUUUCAUUAUUAACAGGCUCCUGUCAAACCAUUACCACGUCAGGUAGGCUUUUUGGUUAUUAAUGAGAAAGUAUAGAAAGUAAUUUGAACUGGAAACUAUAUAUGUACUCAUUAUAUAGUUGCAUUCUCCCGUACAAUAACUUUAAAAUGUAUUAUUAAAGGAAUACCGAAUGGUUUUCCGUGCAGGAUUUGCGUGAUCCAUGCACGAGAGAUGUCGCGAGACUUUCGGAAAGCGUAAAAAUACUCGAGUGUAUUUUUACGCUUUCCCGAAAGUCGAGCAACAUCCCAAGUGCAUGGAUCAUGCUAUCCUGCUUGGAAAACCAUUUGGUAAUUGUUUUAUAAAAUAACUACAGUGAAACAAUGACAUUUUGGGAAUUCCGCGAAGGCGUUUUAAUUCCUCGUGCAGGAUAGCUUGAUCCUGCACGGCUAUUGACCAAUCAAAAUGUGUGUUUCACUGUAGUUAUUACAUAAAGGCAUUUCUUUCAGCUUUCUCAUCAGCUGUCAUCAAUUUUUGUAACAUCUUUUGGUGUAGCGGCUCGGUUCACGAUUUCGUGAAAAGAGUUCAACACCAUUAGCAGUGUGUCUUUUUAUGUGUUCAUUUCGCUUAUUCAUUUUCUCCUGUAGCAUUUUCGCUUUCAUUUUUUAACAAUCGUUUCAAACAUUCAUUUUCACAGAGAACUCCAAGCAACAUUCCAGCUGGAGCCUCCGCCAAUGUUUUAAAUGAACUUAAAGAGAGGCAAUUAAGAAAAUCAAUAAAAAAAUAGGAUAUACGAAUUGCGGUAUAGUUAUAAUUUAAUCCUCUCUUUAAUUAAUUUGUAUAUGUUAUAAAUAAUGUUAGAGUUUCAGUGUCUUCGAUUUAUGGACCGUAGUUUAGGAUACCAGAACAGUAAGUUAGUCAAUGGUCAUGUAUUUUUACGUACAUUGAAGAUUCUUGUGCAUGGUACUGUAAGCAAGGAAACCAGAUACACAUUCAGGUUAGAUAUUGUGUUAAAUAAUACCGUUUGGUACCGUAUAAUACUGUAUGCUUUGUGUUUCCUGAAAUUGUCGGCAGAAAAUAGAUUGUAACCUUUAUUUUUAUUCCGUAUUGGUUCCCGUUUGCACCGGAAAACUGAUAUAAUUUUUUUAGUAUUGACCAUUGACUAACCCGAGGGGUGUAAUUACUCCAAAAAUCUUCCCAUUUCCAUUUUCCCCAAAAUAAAAAAAAUCGUGGAAUCCAGCCAAAAUCUUUGAAAUCUCUAAAAUCCAAAUCACUCAAAUCCUAUUUGAUCGUGUCAAAAAUAUCAUUUAAUUAAUUAAUAUCCGAUGACAAUCUCGCAAAAAAUCCCCAAACCCCUUUUGUGUGGAUUUUGAAAUCCCCAAAAUCCUCGUGCGCUUUUUCAGAGUAUUAGUACGUGUGUUAUGACCUCGAAAAGUGCCUAUAAAGAAAACGAUUUUCAUCAAGCAUGUCUUAGAUCUGAAAUAUUUUUACGGGAACUAACACUUUCGAACACGCUGAGUUCAAAUCCCAAUAGUUCCGACUCCGUAGACCCGCAGUUUUCUCACAAACUGCUAUUUUAUCUUCACUAAUUCCACAUUGUUCAACCACAGGCGGCCCAAUCUCGCAAGGGUCAGUAUAGACUUAUAGUAUAAAUGUAUAUUAUAUUAAUGUAUAUUAUAGUAAAAAUAUGUCGUAAAAUAUAAAUUUUAAAAUGAAGUUGACUUGCCUAUUUGAUAGUG
Messenger RNA from Paramuricea clavata, 15647 nucleotides. Lineage: Eukaryota; Metazoa; Cnidaria; Anthozoa; Malacalcyonacea; Plexauridae. The record is from the annotation of a GenBank genome assembly.